This is a messenger RNA of Drosophila melanogaster (fruit fly), 896 nucleotides long. RefSeq lists its product as uncharacterized. NCBI's taxonomy places the organism in Eukaryota, Metazoa, Arthropoda, Insecta, Diptera, Drosophilidae. The coding region runs from base 95 to 814 and encodes 239 amino acids. The record is from RefSeq and is marked reviewed. The transcript has 2 exons. Gene Ontology annotation, molecular function: ligase activity.
CGUAAGACUAAAAUCAUUACGGCCCUGUGCGUUGGCUGAAAACAUGAAACCCACACAAAAUUGAAGUUAGAAAUCGGGACUCGAAAUCGCCAAAAUGUCCAGCGAUCAGGUGAAUUCCCAAACGGAAAUGGAAACGGAAGCGCGAGCGCGAGCGGAGGUGGAAGUGGAGGUCGAACCAGAAGUGCUCUCGAGAGCCAGUGUGGCCAGCUCCGUAGAAGAGACGGCACCCAGCACCAGUCACAGUGCAUCGGGAAAAUCCACCGAGGCACCACUUACUGGUUGUGUGGUGCGAAUUAAGAGCGAACUGCAGGACAUUCGGAAAAAUCCGCCACCGAAUUGCACCGCCGAUUUGCAUCACGGGGAUCUUCUUCACUGGACGGCAGGUGUGAACGGGCCAGUUGGCUCCGUAUACGAAGGCGGUCACUUCCGGCUGGAUAUACGAUUUCCGGCCAGCUAUCCAUUCCGGGCGCCACGCAUUCGGUUCACCACCCGAAUAUACCACUGCAACGUGGACAGUCGCGGCGCCAUUUGCCUGGAUGUCCUCGGCGAACGAUGGUCCCCAGUGAUGAAUGUGGCCAAGGUUCUACUUUCCAUUUACGUGCUGAUGAGUGAGUGCAAUCCAGAUGAUCCGCUAGUCAUGUGCAUUGCCGAUCAGUACAAAACCAAUCGCAGGGAGCACGACAAAAUUGCUAGACACUGGACCAAGCUGUUUGCGAUGACCAAGGCGCAGGAUAAGAACAGAGAAAAGGAUGCGGAUCAGGGUAAUGAGCAAAAUCAGGAAGAAAAUCCAAUGCCAGGUCAGCAAGGAAAUUAACAGUGUAACCAGAGUAACCAAUCAAAUGUAACCUAAUAACCUUAAAUACCAUUAUAAAAUAAACAAAAACAAUCGCAUUAUG